AUGAAGCACGUGCUUGGCACGCUGGGGCUUUGCGCUUUCUUGCUUGUUGCGCAUGGUCUCGCCUCGGACAUGUGUCCCGAUGGGCAAGAUGAAGCUGCUCAUUUGCAGGUUAAGGGGAAUCUCUCCGCACAGCUGGAGACAAAGAGUCCAGCUCAGAAGUGGCGUCGGUUCCGUUGGCGCAAAAGACGCUACGGUCAUUACAGCAAGUACGGUUAUUACGGGCCCAAAACGACGACUUCAACAACUACUCCAACAAUGACACCGACGGCAAGCAGCACGGGUGGCACGGAGGCAACUACAACCACCCUUUCCGCAACGACGAGCAGCACGGAGGCAACGACGACCACGGCAGCAAGCACAAGCAGCACGGAGGCAACUACAACCACCCUUUCCGCAACGACGAGCAGCACGGAGGCGACGACGACCACGGCAGCAAGUACAAGCAGCACGGAGGCAACGACGACCACGGCCGCAAGCACAAGCAGCACGGAGGCAACUACAACCACCCUUUCCGCAACGACGAGCAGCACGGAGGCGACGACGACCACGGCAGCAAGUACAAGCAGCACGGAGGCAACGACGACCACGGCCGCAAGUACAAGCAGCACGGAGGCAACUACAACAACCCUUUCCACAACGACGAGCAGCGCGGAGGCGACGACGACCACGGCAGCAAGUACAAGCAGCACGGAGGCAACGACGAUGUCAACAACUGCGAGUACCACUACCGCAGUCUUGGUGCCUCGCUGGAUCAUGGGCCCAAAUCCGAACCCUCCAGGAGCACCGAAUUGCCCUGGAUGCACCCAGGUUUGUAUCGACAACGGCUACACGCAGUGCGGGCCAGAUGAGAUGGCGCAGAUCAACACCAGGACUGCCGUUGUUGCUUUGGUGGAAAGUGUGUUCAACCUCACCUGCUCGGCAACCAAUGCAGGGAGAAGCUAUGCAGGGUCACCAUUUUUCGAUUUCAGGGCUAACAACUGCAUCUACUACACUGGAGGAUCGCCAGGGAACAUUGACUGCUCGCGCAAUAGUUUCCCAACAGUCCAUUCAGUAAUCUGUUGGUGCAAGUAA
This is a messenger RNA of Symbiodinium natans, 1071 nucleotides long. Lineage: Eukaryota; Dinophyceae; Suessiales; Symbiodiniaceae. The record is from the annotation of a GenBank genome assembly.